Oncorhynchus keta (chum salmon) is the source of this 2965-nucleotide messenger RNA. Its product is annotated as BCL2/adenovirus E1B 19 kDa protein-interacting protein 3-like. The transcript has 6 exons. The coding region runs from base 88 to 789 and encodes 233 amino acids. Lineage: Eukaryota; Metazoa; Chordata; Actinopteri; Salmoniformes; Salmonidae. Gene Ontology annotation, cellular component: nucleus; mitochondrial outer membrane; mitochondrial envelope. The record is from RefSeq and is a predicted model, not a curated record. Gene Ontology annotation, biological process: mitochondrial outer membrane permeabilization; defense response to virus; positive regulation of apoptotic process.
AGUCUCCCUCGGGGCCAUUAAAUAAUUAUGCGCCUGCGCGUGCCGUUGCUUGCGUCAUGUUGACGAUCACUAACUAAGGUAGGCAACAUGUCCACCACCACUGCUGCUGCUCUGCAAAACAAUAACGGGGAGCCAGGCCUCAACGGGUCGUGGGUAGAGCUGGAGAUGAAUGGAAACAACAGGAACCAGGCUCUGCUGCCAAACCCCAACACGGAGAACGGGAAUGAGGGAGAGAGUCAGGCCCCUCAGGCUCUGGAAGUGGUGCCAGAGGAGGUGGAGGAGAGUCUGACAGGGGGGCUGGGGCAUGUGCCCUCAUCCUCCUCUAUCCACAAUGCAGACAUGAAUAAGAUCCUGCUGGAUGCCCAGCAUGAGUCCAGCCAAAGCAGCUCCUCCUGUGACAGUCCUCAUAGACCUUCCAGUCCAGAUCAGGAUGACAGCCAGGUUACCUUUGACUUGGAGAUGUCCAGUAGGAGAGGGAGCCAGUCAGAGGAGGAAGGCCCAGAGAAAGACAGAGAAGAUGAUAUCCUGAUGAACAAAGGUGCAGACUGGGUUGCAGAUUGGUCCAGUCGGCCCGAAAACAUUCCCCCCAAGGAGUUCCACUUCCAACACCCCAGACACUCAGUAUCCCUCAGCAUGAGAAAGAGUGGAGCCAUGAAGAAAGGGGGUGUCUUCUCUGCUGACUUCCUCAAAGUCUUCAUCCCCUCCUUAGUCCUGUCUCACAUCCUUGCCCUUGGUAUCGGGGUCUACCUUGGAAAGAGACUCACCACGCCUUCCACCAGCUCUUUCUAAACCCAAACUAAAGCAGUGCCUGGAAGUUGUCCUGUCUAAAAAAAUAUUUGUGCUAAAAUGCCCUCUUUUACUCUGCAUCCAUUGUUUACCUAGCUAGCAGCUUCCUCCUCCCUUUUCCAUUCUGUAUUCUGUUUACUCAGAUUUUUUUCCUAUGUUUUUACCACUUUACCUGACACUGACUCACCCCAGUUUUUUUUAUGUUGGGUGCUUUUGGAAGGUUCACAAUUCGUCAACGUUUGGGACCCUUUACCUUUUGACACAGAUUGGGCACAGUGCGAAGUGUAGCAUCGGACAGUAAUGACCACUAUCAACCCAUAAUAGUUCACAGCCCCUGCCUGAACCUGACUGUGGUACUUUUGGAACAAAUGAUUCUCAAUUCAGUUAUUGAAAUCCUAUACUGCACAAACACUGAGGUGGCUGGUAUUGGAUGGCAGGGGGCCUGAACCUUUAAGAAUCUCUUUGAGAUUUCCAUAUAGAUGCCUUAGCUUAGACAGAGAUUGUGCUGUGAGAGGUCAAGUGUCUUGGAGUGUUUAAUCUUCCUGCUCCUUACUCCAAGUCAGUUAAUUGCAUAGUUACUUGCACCUGAACCAAAAAUAAGCUCCAUAUCUGAAGUACACUCUUCAAGAGUUGCAGUGACUCUGAAUCAAGUGGUAUUGUUGUUCAGUUUGUUUGUUUUUUGCAAUGGUUUGGAUUUUUUUUUUAACCCAGACUUUAAUUCAGCAGAAGUUUUGUUGUAAUUCCACCCUAUUCUAGUUGUACCUAAUUUGUCAUAUUUUAGUAGCACCAAUUUUCUCUAAAGAGGGUGGUCUCUUGGUGAAAGGAUGUGAAUAUUAAUGCUAGUGGCUACUGCAAGUUUCCAUUGAUUAUCAGGAAAACAACCUAGCAAAUAGUUAAACAGAUGGGUGGGUUGAUGCAGAAAGAGAAGCAUGUCUAAAUGCUCUGCAUACAUGGUGAAGUACUGCAGUAGUAAGGAGAAGGGCAAAGUUUGAAUGAAGAUGUCAUUUUUUAUGUAGAUAUAAUAUAGUAGAUACAAAUAUACACAUCUGCCUGCCUGCUGUUCAGUAACUCAAAUGUGUCAAUGCUACACAUUCUUCAUCUCUUUUGGCACAUCUUGUGUUUUUUUCAAGCUGAUUCUAGAAACCUUUGAAUUGAAGUUCUCCUGUGUGGCUACACACCCUCAGAGUGAGAUCCAGUGUAUAGGUCCAGCCACCAUACUGAGUUGGAUGUAUUAGUGGAAUUAUGAAAUAACUGGCCACAAAUGACUACUGCAUAUUGCCAAAUAUAGAUAUAUUUUCAUCUCAGUGCUUUCAUUGCAUUGGAAAGGUACCACUGACACUGAUCUCUCAACUAUUGGAGAAGUCGAACUAUAGGGUUAGACAAACUCAAACAGACAAACUCAAACUAUCUCCAGCUCUGAUAAGUUUUGACAUGGCCUUUGGUGAUCUGUUUUAUGUAAGCAUGGGCUCUACUCAGCCAUUACCCAUAGGUAGACAUUAUCUACCUUAUUAAGGUAACGUAAGUAAUGCUUUUUGUAUAUGUGUUUAACACUGACCUAUGUUAAGAAUUAUGAUUAAUUACCCUUUUUUUGGCAAUGGUAAAAAACAUGUUUUCUUUUCAUCACACUAUGUAAUUAUCCCAGGAACUCCCUGGAAAGUGGUUAUACAGAACCAGCACUCCUCCACUGUAUUGAGUUGCUUGGUGAUUUAGGGUUUUGUAUUGUAUCUUUAGGGGGAAGGUUGGUGGGCAAUGGGGAUAGGUGUGAUGACAUGAGUGGGGUAUUUUUUUUCCUUCUGAGUGGGAUUGUUUUUUUGUGCCUUUUCUUGGUUUGUACCAACUCAAAGUAACUCCCAUUGCAUGCAUGCCCUUAGUUUGUAAUUGGCAUUUACGUAGUAUAAUUCACGAGAUGCCAAAGGUUGUUAUAGCUUUCAUAAAAAUUGUGAAGUCCGGCCUUGUUUGUAAGGCAGAAGAAGUAUGCACAUUAUCAUUGAUGUUUUUUUCUUCUGAUAAUCCAAAAUACAAACUGAAAUAUGCUUUUCUUUUUUGUACGGAGGGCAGGGCCCUCAGGAAUUUAUUGCUUGUAAAAAAAUAUUCCAGAAGCAAGAAGUUUCAGCCAUGUAGAUUGAUUCAUUGUAAUCAUAUUGAAAAAACUGACAUUAAAAUGAGAAAUGAACCACAA